GUUUCUUCUUGUAUUGCUAAGCCACUUUGCUUUUUAUUCACUACUGAAACAAAAAGGUUUAAAAUAUUACCCCUCAUCGUAUCAACCCAAAUUUUUCUCAGAAGUCAGUGAGCUCACUGUGUGGAAACAUAAUGACAACCUCAGUGCUUUUGCAUACAAGAGUAUUAGUUACUAGCUUGGCAAACUAACCACGUGCCAAAUGUUGUGCAUGUCUCCGUAGAGCCCCAUACUCGUCAUUAAAACAGAAGUGUGAAAACCAGAAACUUCAAACAUCAGCAUUUCAUUUCAGUUUUGACUUUGAACCCCAAAGGACAAGUCUAUUAUUGAGUUUUGGAUAACUCUUUAGUGUUUGAUGCUGAAUGUCAACAAUGUUGAACACCACCAGAGGUCUUUCGGAAAUCAUAUCACCCAGUGUUUUCAGCACAACAGAAUAUGAUUACUCUGAUGUUGUGUCUUCUCAACCGUGUGAGUAUGGAUACCAUUCAAGACGUUUUCUCCCUGUGCUCUACUCCCUGUUCUUCGUGGUGGGCAUCCUGGGAAACAUGCUGGUGCUGUGGGUGAUCCUGAGGGGCCCUCAGAUGAAAAGCAUGACUGAUGUGUCUCUCCUGAACCUGGCCAUCGCUGACCUUCUACUAAUCUUCUCUCUCCCCUUCCUGGCUCACUACGCCAGGGAUACCUGGGUUUUUGGUAGAGCCAUGUGCACUCUGGUCCUCAGCGUGUACUACAUUGGAUUUUACGCCGGCAUUUUCUUUAUUGUGUUGAUGAGCAUCGACAGAUACUUGGCUGUCGUCCAUGCUGUGUUUGCCUUGAAAAUCCGAACGAAGACUUAUGGGAUUUUAGCCAGCCUUGUAGUCUGGAUUAUAGCUAUUGCAUCAUCAUUUCCUGAGCUGCUGUAUCUUGGAGUCACAGAAAAUGGGACUGAAGUAGUUUGCAGUGCUUAUCCAAAAAUUCAAGAAAGUCACAAUGAUGUGAGAAGUGCAGCUUUCUUUAAAAUGAAUAUUUUGGGAAUGCUGAUUCCACUGAGUAUUGUGGGAUUUUGCUACUCAAUGGUCCUACAGAAGCUCCAGACCCUUCGUAAAUCAGGGAAAUUGGCCAUUCGUCUUGUUGCUGUGGUCAUGGUGGUGUUCUUCUGCUGUUGGAUACCGUACAACAUUGCAGCAUUCAUCAAAGCACUGGAAAUGAAGCAUAUCCUGCCUCCAGAGUGUGAGCUCAGCAAAACAAUCCAGCUCAUGCUGCAAGUCACUGAAGCUAUAGCGUACUCACACAGCUGCCUCAAUCCAUUCCUCUAUGUGUUUGUGGGGGAAAAGUUCAGGAGGAACCUUGCAAAGCUCCUCCUCCAGACACCAUGCGUCAAAGUGCAGUGUAUGAAGCACCACAUGACCCGGGCCGCAGGCUCAGUGUAUUCCCGGACAUCAAGCGUGGACGAACGCUCAGUUACGAAUCUGAAUGGAGGAACAUGAAGUCUUUUUCUAUGUAUAAAUUACUCCCAUUUUAUGCUGUAUGUACUAUUUAAAAUGUGAGAGCUUCUAUUUGCAUGUGUUAUAUAUCCCUGCUUUUAGGUAAAGAUUACCAUAACAUGCUCUUUUUUAAAUGUUUUGUACACUCUCAGAGUGAUAUCAUUACCUUCUGUACCUUAAAUGUGUGUCUUCCUCAUAUAAAUGCAUAUGUAGUGUACCUUUGAAAAGAUUUAUAGUAAAUAAUUGUACUGUAAUAAAGUCUGGAUUAUACUUGCUUUUAACUAC
Molecule: messenger RNA, 1742 nt
Organism: Ictalurus furcatus (blue catfish)
Lineage: Eukaryota; Metazoa; Chordata; Actinopteri; Siluriformes; Ictaluridae
Product: C-C chemokine receptor type 5-like
Exons: 3
Coding region: 360-1460 (366 amino acids)
Biological process (GO): G protein-coupled receptor signaling pathway; chemotaxis; immune response
Cellular component (GO): membrane
Molecular function (GO): chemokine receptor activity
Source: RefSeq, a predicted model, not a curated record